Molecule: messenger RNA, 2032 nt
Organism: Amorphotheca resinae ATCC 22711
Lineage: Eukaryota; Fungi; Ascomycota; Leotiomycetes; Helotiales; Amorphothecaceae
Exons: 5
Coding region: 57-1757 (566 amino acids)
Cellular component (GO): FACT complex; nucleus
Molecular function (GO): nucleosome binding; histone binding; DNA binding
Source: RefSeq, a predicted model, not a curated record
AAACCAUCAUCUUGAAUUUGCCUGUCACCUUCAACACAUCGACCAGAUCUACCAAGAUGGCAAUGGAAAGUUUUGACAACAUCUACCUCGACCUCUCCAAAGAGUCAGGCAAAUGUCGAUUCGCCGAGACGGGGUUUGGUUGGAAGCCAUCUGGCGGGGGCGACACCUUUACCCUUGACCACAGCAAUAUCGGAGGCGCUCAAUGGAGUCGCGCAUCCAAAGGCUACGAAGUGAAGAUCCUCCUGCGCAACUCGGGCAUCGUCCAGCUCGACGGUUUCCAGCAAGAGGAUUUUGAGCGCCUGAGCAAGGUCUUCAAGAACUGGUACAGCACGAAUCUCGAACAUAAGGAGCAUGCGCUGCGCGGCUGGAACUGGGGCAAGGGCGAGUUUGGCAAGGCGGAGCUAGCAUUCAACGUUCAGAACAGGCCGGCCUUUGAGAUCCCCUACUCAGAGAUCUCGAAUACGAACUUGGCAGGCAAAAACGAGGUCGCGGUGGAGUUCUCGCUGCCGACUAAUGGCGACGAUGCGGGUAACGGGGCGCUUGGGGGCGCGCGGGGGAAGGGCAAGAAGGCAGGUGCGGGAAAGGAUCAGUUGGUUGAGAUGAGGUUCUACAUUCCCGGUGUGACGACAAAGAAGGAGGCAUUGGAGGGUGAGGAUGCGCCAAGUGAUGCGGAGGCCGAAGAGGAACAGAAUGCGGCAAAUCUGUUCUACGAUACGCUGAUGGAGAAGGCGGAGAUUGGUGAGGUUGCCGGUGAUACUUUUGCUACGUUCCUUGAUGUUCUUCACCUCACUCCAAGAGGACGCUUCGAUAUCGAUAUGUACGAGAAUUCUUUCCGGUUACGUGGUAAGACGUACGACUACAAGAUCCAGUACGAGGCUAUCAAGAAAUUCAUGAUCCUCCCAAAACCCGACGAGCUACAUUUCAUGAUCUGUAUUGGUCUUGACCCACCCCUCCGACAAGGUCAGACGAGAUAUCCUUUCCUGGUGAUGCAGUUCAAGAAGGACGAGGAGGUCUCGAUCGAUCUGAAUAUGACCGAGGAACUGUUGAACGAGAAGUAUAAGGACAAGCUGCUUCCACGUUACGAGCAGCCCUUGCAUCAGGUCGUUACGCAGGUCUUCCGUGGCCUUGCAGGAAAGAAGGUCAACCAACCAGCCAAGGAUUUCCUAAGCCACCACCAACAAUUCGGCAUCAAGUGCUCCAUCAAAGCCAGCGAGGGUUUCCUCUACUGCCUCGAGAAAGCCUUCAUGUUCGUCCCCAAACCCGCAACCUACAUCUCCUACGAGCAAACCGCUAGCAUCACCUUCUCGCGUGUCGGCGGUGCCGUCUCCGCCUCCCGCACCUUCGACAUCACGGUCCACAUGAAGGGCGGCGCCGGCGAAUCCCAAUUCUCCAACAUCAACCGCGAAGAGCAGAAGCCGCUCGAAGAUUUCUUCAAGAUCAAAGGGCUCCGGGUCAAGAACGAGAUGGACGAGGACGGCAGCGCGCUCCUCGCGGCCGCGCUCCGCGAUCCCGACAUGGCGUCCAGCGACGAGGACGACGUCGUAGCGGCGCGCGCAGACCGCGGCAGCGCCGACGACGACAGCGAGUCCCAAGAUGAGGAUUUCCAGGAGGAUAGCGAGAGCGAUGUAGCGGAGGAGUAUGACAGCGCGCACGAGAGUAGCGGGAGCGGUAGCGGUAGUGAAGAGGAAGGAAGCGAAGAGGAGGCCGAGGAGGAGGAGGAGGAGGAGCGGCCGAAGAAGAAAACUAAGACGGGCUAGCUUUUUAUUCUCUUUUCUUUUUGUUCAACUAUCACUAUUCACUAUCCCAAGAACAGAGACGACAGACGAGAGACGAGAACAGAGGAAGAGCGGAAUGAAGCUUUGCAUAUCCGGCGUUCUAGGGGGGAUAAAACUUUAUGGGCCCUUUUUCUCUUUUUUCUUUUCAAUUCAAAACACAAAUGAUCCCUUACCUUACCUACCUAGACCUUCUACACGUGAUCCCGAUCAAAUUCAAUGCCCCCAGCUAAGGUAUUAUUCUUCCGGAAAUUGGGUCG